ACAGCCGGAAGUUUCGCCUCCGGGAGGGGCAGGGGCGGUCCGGGGGCGCGGGAGCUGGGGAGCGGCUUUCCGGAGAGCGCGCUGAGGGAGGAGCGGCUCCGUCGCCGCUGUAGGGGAGCCGCGGAGGUGGGAGAGCGGCGUGGGGCGUACGGUGGGCGGCCGGUGGGCCGAGGCGACGGCCUGGCUGCGGGUGGAGGAGCCGGUGGGCCGGCUCCCUGAGGAGAGGGAGCCCGGCGGUUUUCCGCUCUGCGCCAACUUUGGGGUGUGGCAGGGUUAGUGAGAGGCCUGUACCCCCGGCCUGGGCUGGAGCGAGAACGGCGGCCGCCGGAGUACUAAAUCACAAGUCUGUAGCCCCGAUUAUCCGCGAGGAGGUGAGGCCUCCUCGUCAAGCCUCCCUUCUGUUAAAGGCCUGCCCCGAGAAUUUCCUGUCACCUUCUGCCUCGCCCUGGCUUGCCCACUGUCAGGGCUGCAGAGGCUGAAACAGGUCGAGUGACUGUUAAGUCUCUGUAAGGAUUCUUAAGGCUCGCCCAGUGUGAGUUCCCGACUCUCACCAUGUCAGGGAAGCGGAAGCGCGUAGUAUUGACUAUUAAAGAUAAACUUGAUAUAAUAAAGAAACUCGAAGAUGGAGGCUCUUCCAAGCAGUUGGCGGUGAUUUACGGAAUUGGUGAAACAACAGUUAGGGAUAUACGAAAGAACAAGGAAAAGAUUAUAACUUACGCGAGCAGCUCUGAUUCCACAAGUCUCCUGGCCAAGAGAAAAUCUAUGAAGCCAUCCAUGUAUGAGGAACUAGACAGAGCAAUGUUAGAAUGGUUUAAUCAGCAGCGAGCUAAAGGGAAUCCGGUAUCUGGACCAAUUUGUGCCAAACGGGCAGAGUUCUUUUUCUACGCGUUGGGAAUGGAUGGUGAUUUUAACCCUUCUGCUGGUUGGUUAACCCGAUUUAAGCAGCGGCACAGCAUUAGAGAGAUUAACAUUAGAAAUGAAAGAUUAAGUGGAGAAGAGACUGCUGUGGAAGAUUUUUGUAACAACUUUAGAGAUUUUAUCGAGCAGGAGAAUUUGCAGCCAGAACAAAUCUACAAUGCUGAUGAGACUGGACUUUUUUGGAAGUGCUUACCUUCCAGGACUGCAGUAAUUAAAGGUAAAUGUACUGUCCCUGGGCAGAACUCAGUUGAAGAAAGAAUCACUGUUAUGUGUUGCACCAAUGCAACAGGCUUACACAAGCUAAAACUUUGUGUUGUGGGCAAAGCAAGAAAACCUCGCUCCUUCAAGUCGACUGACACCUUAAACCUGCCUGUCUCUUAUUUCAGCCAGAAAGGUGCAUGGAUGGAUCUCUCCAUUUUCAGACAAUGGUUCGAUAAAAUUUUUGUGCCUCAGGUUCGAGAGUACUUAAGAUCUAAAGGCUUGCCGGAGAAAGCUGUGCUCUUGCUGGGUAAUUCACCAACACAUCCAAAUGAAAAUGUCCUGAGGUCAGAUGAUGGCCAAAUAUUUGCUAAAUAUUUACCACCUAAUGUAGCUUCAUCUAUUCAGCCCUUGGGUCAGGGAGUCAUAGCAUCCAUGAAAAGAAACUAUCGUGCAGGUCUUCUCCAGAGCAAUUUGGAAGAAGGUAAUGACCUGAAAUCAUUCUGGAAGAAGCUGACUCUGUUGGAUGCACUUUAUGAAAUAGCAAUGGCAUGGAACUUAGUAAAGCCAGCCACCAUUAUCGGAGCUUGGAAACAGAUUCUUCCUGCCAUAGAGGAAAAAGAAGGAUUGGACUUUGAUGAAGAAGAUAUUUCUGGUGCUACUGUGGCCACCAUUUUACAGCAUACCAAAGGACUGGAAAAUGUAACUCCUGAAAAUAUGGAAAAGUGGCUUGAGAUUGACAGUACUGAACCAGGUUAUGAAGUGUUAACUGACAGUGAAAUCAUCAGAAGAGCCCAAGGCCAGACAGAUGAAUCCAGUGAAAAUGAUGAGGAAGGAAUUGAACUGAUUCCAGAAAAACACAUAAAUCAUAAAACUGCUCUCCAAUGGACUGAGAAUUUAUUAGAUUAUCUAGAACAGCAAGGUGAUAUGAUUCUACCCGACAGACUGGUAAUACGUAAACUUAGAGCCACCAUCAGAAAUAAACAGAAGAUGACAAACUCAAGUCAAUAACAGCAUUUGAGUUUUAUCAUUGUUAAGACUGUAUUUGUGACACUGCAAUGUGGCAUAAUUUUCAUCCUUUUAUACAUUGUCAAACAGUCCUAUGAAAUACAAAUGCAAAAUGUAUCUGCAACAGUUUAGGUAUUACGUGUUUUCAUUAUGUGUCUUAUUCCCUUACUUGUGAAAACAGAACUACUUCUGUGUAGAUAUAAAUGACACAUAUGCAGAUAUUUGCUUCUAUAAAUUAAAGAUCUCUUCUAUAAGAGUGCCACUCUCUACCUGUUCUAGCUUUAAAAGUUAGAUGUAGAGAACAGCACUUUCCUAAAUUCUUUCGCUUAAAUUGCUAUUGACUACAAUAGCAGUCUUUUCUUACGCUAACCAUAUUAAGUGGUUGGUUAGUUUUUAUAUUUGUAUAGGCUGAGAAUUAAAUGAUUAGAUUUUAGGAUGCUAUAUAAUAAUUUAAAAAUUAAGUUCAGUAACAAUGGUGGAAAUCUAUGAAUUAUAAAAAAUAGAAUUAUGUCUGUUUCUUACAUAUUUGUGGGUAGAAAAGAUAAUUUGGAAAUGAAAUAUAUGUAGGAAGUAAUUAUUAAAUGAGAGAAACUGGAAAGCUGAUUUUUGGGAAAAUGGCUAUUAAAAAUUUGGGAAACAUUAGGUUUAUUUAUACAAAGAGAAAAAUAUGACCUUAUUUUGAGUCGAAUAACAGUAUAAAGUUAUUUACCUAAUUUUCAUAAAUGUUUUAAAUUAUUACAUGUAAUAAUAUGAACUCCCACUAAUAUUUGGGAAACAUCUGAAAUUUGAAAGUUAAUUUUUUUUACCAGUAUUUAGAAAUAUCUAUAACUUGAAAAAUUUUGUCAUACUUCGCUGAUUUUAUUUGAUAUGAAGAAAUAAAAGUUUUUAUUUUGGAUAAUUCAUCUGUUUUUAUUCUGUUUUUUUUUUUGAAGAAAGCACAAAUAACUGGGAAGUGCUAGAGAUAAUAAUUGUUGAUUAUUUUGACAAAAGGAAAUUCUGUCAUUUGUUCUAAGAAUUUUGACAGAUUUUCUUAAUUCUGCUUAUCUAAGAUAUUGAAAAUCAUUUGCAUAUAUUGAGAUUACUGUAGUUUAAAAGUAUUUUUAUUAUAGCAUGUCAAGGCUCAAAACAUUAAAAGACAGAGAAUUGGUCACAGUUUUUGAAUGUUUUGAUUUUUUUCCAUUGGUUGUCUUAGGAUCCUAAAGCUUUAUAAAAGAUUUUUGUCCUUCCAUUAUUUGUAUUAUCUUUAUGUUCUAUAUAUGUAUAUGUCUGUAUGUAUGUGUACUACUUUAUGAUAAAAAGUGUAAAAUUGUGUUUUUUGAAUUAAUUCAGUGCCUAAGAGAAGAAAAACAAGUUACAUGACUAUUGAAUUAGAUAACAAUUAUUAAUAUGCAUAUAAAAUACUUUUUUAUAAAAUCAAAGUGUACACUAAAAAGCCUCUUUGUUCUUUUUCUGGAUUUACUUAGGUCUUUGUUGUUUGUUUGUUUUGUUUUUAUGUAAAAUGCAGCGAUAUCCUUUGCCAUCUAGUGGUCAAAUCACCUUUGCUGUUAAACACAUUUUAAACAACAUCUAGUGAAAGGUUCACUGUGCCUAUGGGGGUCAAUCUUGUAUGUCUAGACUGGGAAACUGCUUUUCUU
Molecule: messenger RNA, 3758 nt
Organism: Meriones unguiculatus (Mongolian gerbil)
Lineage: Eukaryota; Metazoa; Chordata; Mammalia; Rodentia; Muridae
Gene: Jrkl
Product: JRK like
Exons: 1
Coding region: 553-2127 (524 amino acids)
Cellular component (GO): nucleus
Molecular function (GO): DNA binding
Source: RefSeq, a predicted model, not a curated record